CCAAAUAAAUUCACUAAACCUAAUUGACAUGCAACAUCUCAAGCUUCAAAAUCCAAAAUUUGACACACUACUGAAUCAGUGACAGUUAUGGCAUUGCUGCAAAACGCCGCGGUGCCCUUCAACCGAGCUGAUUCGUUCAUCAGCUUAGAAAAACACGAGGGUUUGGAUGCGCGUGCGCGCGUGGGUUUUGGUGGUGGAUGGAAGUUGAGGCCGAGGAGGAGAAAUCUGCAGUUGGUGCUAAACUCUAGCACCAACGCGAAUGUGGAGACGAUAAAUGGGAAGAAAGUGAAUGGAGUGUGUGUAGAGAGGGACACGAAUUUGAUGAACCAUGAAUUUCUGUUGGGGAGAUUUGCGGAGGAACGAUUUGUGUUCAGACAGGCAUAUGUGAUUAGGUCUUAUGAGAUUGGGCCUGAUCAAACUGCCACCAUGGAAACCCUCAUGAAUCUUCUCCAGGAAACAGCACUGAAUCAUGUGGCAAAGUCUGGAGUGGCUGGAGGCGGGUUUGGAGCGACCCGGGAAAUGAGCCUUAGGAAACUUAUUUGGGUCGUCACCCGCAUCCACGCUCAAAUCGACAAAUAUAGCUCAUGGGGUGAUGUGGUGGAGAUAGACACGUGGGUAGAUGCGGCGGGCAAAAACGGAAUGCGGCGUGACUGGAUUAUCAGAGACUACAAAUCCCAGAAAAUCAUUACAAGAGCAACAAGCACAUGGGCCAUAAUGAACAGAGAAACAAGAAGACUGAGUAAAAUCCCAGAUGAAGUGAGGCAAGAGCUGCAGCCCUUUUACCUUGAUAGGGCAGCUAUUGCAACAGAAAACAUGGACACCCAAAACAUCCAAAAGCUUAGUGAUCAAAUUGCUAAUCGAAUUCGCACCGGCCUGGCUCCUCGAUGGAGCGACAUGGAUGCCAAUCAGCACGUCAACAACGUUAAGUACAUUGGAUGGAUUUUGGAGAGUAUGCCUGUAAAUGUGCUAGAAGAUUAUAAGAUGAAGAACAUAACUCUAGAGUACAGACGUGAAUGUCGUCAGAGCAAUGUGCUCGAGUCAUUAACAAGCAUGAAACCUAUCACUCAACAACAACAAGAAGAAGAUGCACAACACUUGGAGUGCACAUCUCUGCUUCGGAUGGAAGGAAGUCAUGCUGAUAUUGUGAGAGCUAGAUCACUCUGGCACUCCAAGAAACAAAUCUCUCCCUCACUUUGAUUUAAUCAACUACAAACGUAUUACUCCUACUAUUGUGUGUGUAAACUCAGGUUUUUGGAGGAUUUUGUGUGGAGUAAUCUCUCUCUCUAUUAAACUCAAUCAGUGAGGGCGCAACAGAAUCAACAUGCCAUAAUUAUUCACUAAA
Salvia hispanica is the source of this 1342-nucleotide messenger RNA. RefSeq names its product palmitoyl-acyl carrier protein thioesterase, chloroplastic-like. Gene Ontology annotation, biological process: fatty acid biosynthetic process. The record is from RefSeq and is a predicted model, not a curated record. Lineage: Eukaryota; Viridiplantae; Streptophyta; Magnoliopsida; Lamiales; Lamiaceae. Gene Ontology annotation, molecular function: acyl carrier activity; fatty acyl-[ACP] hydrolase activity.